AUUGUAGGCUAUGGCGAGGCGACUUAUAAGGAUACCGCUUCAAUGAAAGCAAGCGUUUGGCGUUGACAGUUAAAAAAAAUGAAAAGAGACGUUUUCUAUUUUUGGACGACACCCGUAUACACCAGACAUGGACUUACAAAAACACAAUAGCAUGUUGAAAACAAGGAACUGAGUAUGGACAGGAUGUUUAUAAAUUUGUCUUUUGGUGAAAUGUUCUACGGUUCCUGAUAAUAUCAGAAGCGGUACCGAAUCGACAAGAUGCAGCAACGUUGAAUGAUGGAAAACGAUCACGGAUGAAAAUCAAAUAAGGUAACAUAUUAUGAAACCAACAUGGCGCAUGCGGUAGGAACAAUGGCGACUGUUGUCUAUAAUUCUACUGUUUCCAACGACACUUCUGUUCAUCAAAAUAGUACUUCAAAUGCCUACGAUGCGGACGGGGCCAUGAAAUUCACCGUCGCUGUAGUUACUAUGUAUAGUAUAGGGAUGGUAGGAGUACUAGUGAUGGGACUUCGGAACCGGAAGAAAGCCAACGCCGAUGUCGAUAAGGAAGUUGAUUAUUUUAUGAAAGAUAUUAACAAAGUUAGAAUUCGCCUGGAGAAAAAGGGUAGAUUAGAUUCAAUUAAUAAACUUCUUCGUUCAAUGAAUAUAGACACACAAGAAAAAAAUGUGAGUGUUGUCGGUUCCGGGUUGUUACCAUUUAUGGCACUUCCGGUGUUUAUGAGCGAUCAUUCUCGACAACCGGAAGUGACGAUACGAAACACAAAUGACUCUGAACUUGACACUGAUGAAGGAGCCAGCAGCAGUGAUCUUGAGAGCUCCGCGAAUAGUACUGCCGGAUUUUACCGUCGACAGGAAUCGUGCCUUACUGAAAACACUAUAGUGGAGCUAGACGAAAACGACAACAAAGAUGUCGAAGAGCAAGAGUCCCUGCUAAAAUCAAAUUGUUUUGAACUCAAAGAACUACACACGAAAUGCUGACGUCAUAUUGUAAUAAUAAAACUUCACGACAUUAAUGAUCCUGUAACAUAAGUAUAACUGCAUGCAUCAUCUUAUUUGUAAUACGAAAAUAAUACAUAUAACAGCUUUAAAGAUUUAAUAGUAUGUGUGUGUUUUUUUAGUUUAUGUUUAUAUACAAAAUGUUAAGCAGCUUAAUUAUAAAGUGAAGAAAACUAUCACUACUGGAGCAGGAAAAAUUUGCGUGUUACUAAGCUACUAACAAGAUCUUGCCACAUAACUACUUAGUUUUUGUCUAUAAUUCUGCCCUGCAGGUAGGGCGUAAGAAUUGUACCUGCUGCCCCCAUUGCAUGAUCGUAAGAGGCGACU
Molecule: messenger RNA, 1323 nt
Organism: Pecten maximus
Lineage: Eukaryota; Metazoa; Mollusca; Bivalvia; Pectinida; Pectinidae
Exons: 2
Coding region: 331-978 (215 amino acids)
Source: RefSeq, a predicted model, not a curated record